AAGCUAAGUGCUCCCUGGAGGCGAGGCCGGGGAUGAAGAUGACCGAGUGGUGGGGGACCCCCUCUGCCAAGGGGCGUGUGACUGGAUGGUCUCCAGGGCCCUAACUGCUGCCCUGCCCCCGCCCACAGAGCUGAAGGCCACGGGCACUGCCCACUUCUUCAACUUCCUGCUCAACACCACGGACUACCGCAUCCUGCUCAAGGACGAGGACCACGACCGCAUGUACGUGGGCAGCAAGGACUACGUGCUGUCCCUGGACCUGCACGACAUCAACCGCGAGCCCCUCAUCAUCCACUGGGCGGCCUCCCCGCAGCGCAUUGAGGAGUGCGUGCUCUCAGGCAAGGAUGGCAACGGUGAGUGCGGGAACUUCGUCAGGCUCAUCCAGCCCUGGAACCGAACACACCUGUACGUGUGUGGGACUGGCGCCUACAACCCCAUGUGCACCUAUGUAAACCGUGGCCGCCGGGCUCAGGCCACGCCCUGGACCCAGAUGCAGGUGGUCAGAGGCCGAGGCAGCAGAGCCACGGACGGUGCCCUCCGCCCGACGCCCACAGCCCCACGCCAGGAUUACAUCUUCUACCUGGAGCCCGAGAGACUCGAGUCAGGGAAGGGCAAGUGUCCAUACGACCCCAAGCUGGACACAGCCUCAGCCCUCAUCAACGAGGAGCUCUACGCUGGCGUGUACAUCGACUUCAUGGGCACGGACGCGGCCAUCUUCCGCACCCUCGGCAAGCAGACGGCCAUGCGCACGGACCAGCACAACUCCCGCUGGCUCAACGACCCCUCGUUCAUCCACGCGGAGCUCAUCCCCGACAGCGCGGAGCGCAACGACGACAAGUUGUACUUCUUCUUCCGCGAGCGCUCGGCCGAGGCGCCGCAGAGCCCCGCCGUGUACGCCCGCAUCGGGCGCAUCUGCCUGAAUGACGACGGCGGCCACUGCUGCCUGGUCAACAAGUGGAGCACGUUCCUGAAGGCGCGGCUGGUGUGCUCCGUGCCCGGCCACGACGGCAUCGAGACGCACUUCGAUGAGCUCCGUGAGUCCCGGGGCGGGGCCUGGGCGCCUGGG
Molecule: messenger RNA, 1066 nt
Organism: Myotis lucifugus (little brown bat)
Lineage: Eukaryota; Metazoa; Chordata; Mammalia; Chiroptera; Vespertilionidae
Gene: SEMA3F
Product: semaphorin 3F
Exons: 8
Biological process (GO): axon guidance; negative regulation of axon extension involved in axon guidance; positive regulation of cell migration
Molecular function (GO): chemorepellent activity; semaphorin receptor binding
Source: RefSeq, a predicted model, not a curated record